AACCCUCGUACUAGCUUUGUAAAUCUAUAUUUGCCAAUAAGGAACCUUGCAAGUCAGAAAUGGAUAGCACUCUCUUUCGCCUACUCGUUGUUCUAUUGGGGUUAUCUCAUAUUAUAUUCUCGAAUGCCGUCCCAGUUACAAGAACUGGAACCCUAAUGCAUGGAUCUCAAGUUCAUCAAUUUCAGGAGAAUACUCACCUGAUAACUGUGGAGAAGAGUUCUGAUGGUGAAAUCAUCAAGGGAAGGAUGUUUGCGGAGCUGAAUGAUUAUCCAGGGUCAGGAGCAAAUAACCGCCACACCCCGAGGCCGUAACUCGGCGGAUGUAUCGAUCGUUAGGGUUCUUUGUAGUAUGUUAUAGAGAUGUAAAGUUAAUUUGCAUUGAAAGGGAGAGAGGUUCUGAGGACUAAUUUUAGCAGACUCUAGGAUUAUCAAUGUUAGAAAGUUUAAUCCAAUUGAUAUAUAUAUGUAGGUACAUAUGUAUCUCCUUAUCUUGUUUUAAUCCAAUUGAUAAUCUACUUAUAUAUCUUGUUAAA
Messenger RNA from Gossypium arboreum, 532 nucleotides. RefSeq lists its product as uncharacterized. The transcript has 3 exons. Bases 60 to 311 code for a protein of 83 amino acids. The record is from RefSeq and is a predicted model, not a curated record. Lineage: Eukaryota; Viridiplantae; Streptophyta; Magnoliopsida; Malvales; Malvaceae.